UACUGUAUGGCCCAUCUGCAAUUCAUGGGGGAAAAGUGCGUACAGCACAAUAGUAGUUUUCUGCCAACACAAUCUCCCGCUUUUGCUAGCGACGACAUCAAACCUCUCAAGCGUGCCCAUUUUAUACUUCCUAAACUCAUCACAGUUUACCCUAUAUCCUCUACCAACUCUCCGUCAACACCGACGCUCAAAGAUGAGAAGCGGGCAAUUGAAGAGAGAGAAGCGGAGAGACGCAGCGGAGUUGUCCGAGGUAACUCUAUUGGUCUGAACGAAACGGAAGAUUGGUGGAAUUUGGAUAAGGUGGAAUCGUUCUACAGAGAGUGUUGCGCAUCGAGAGAGGAAGAACCAGAUCCCGCAAUUUCGGCUGCCUUUAAGGUGACCAAAUUUACUUGUGGGUUCCGAGAGUACAUCAAGCUAAUCUCGAAUGCGGCUGCACUCAACAGCGCGCAUCAGGCACAAAUCCUGGGUCGAUAGCGGCAGUGAAAUGGUCGGCGGCUUCGUCGUAGCGUGCGCCAUCCAAGGCCUU
Messenger RNA from Suillus plorans, 526 nucleotides. RefSeq lists its product as uncharacterized. Bases 7 to 474 code for a protein of 155 amino acids. NCBI's taxonomy places the organism in Eukaryota, Fungi, Basidiomycota, Agaricomycetes, Boletales, Suillaceae. The transcript has a single exon. The record is from RefSeq and is a predicted model, not a curated record.